This is a messenger RNA of Eupeodes corollae, 1159 nucleotides long. RefSeq names its product aldo-keto reductase family 1 member B1-like. Gene Ontology annotation, molecular function: aldose reductase (NADPH) activity. Gene Ontology annotation, cellular component: cytosol. The record is from RefSeq and is a predicted model, not a curated record. NCBI's taxonomy places the organism in Eukaryota, Metazoa, Arthropoda, Insecta, Diptera, Syrphidae. Bases 146 to 1102 code for a protein of 318 amino acids. The transcript has 5 exons.
AUUAUUUAACAGUUUUUUACCGGUUGUGGUUCUCUGAAAGCAACAAAUCGAAUCAAAGACGUGUCGUGUUCUUAACAAAAAAAAAGAAAAACUAACUAAAUUAUUAUCUAAUUCUCUUUGUUUAUCAAAUCAAAAGAAUCCUAAGAUGAGUUCCAAAGUACCAAAUGUUGUCCUAAACAAUGGCAACAAAAUGCCUAUUCUUGGUUUGGGAACUUGGGGUAGCCCUCCAGGUGAGGUCGCCCAAGCUGUCAAGGAUGCCAUUGACAUCGGUUAUCGUCACAUUGACGGUGCCCAUGUCUACCAAAACGAACACGAAGUCGGUGAGGGAGUCAAUGCCAAGAUCGCCGAAGGUGCUGUCAAACGUGAGGAUAUCUUCGUAACCAGCAAAUUAUGGAAUACCUUCCAUCGUCCCGACUUGGUCCGUGGUGCUUGUGAGACAACUCUUAAAAAUCUCGGUCUUAAAUACGUCGAUAUGUAUUUGAUUCAUUGGCCAAUGGCUUACGCCGAAGGAGAAUCUCUGUUCCCAUCGACACCUGAUGGCAAGACACAGUACUCCGAUGUCGAUUAUGUGGACACAUGGAAGGAGAUGGAGAAGCUUGUCGAUGCUGGUCUCUGCAAGUCCAUUGGUUUGUCUAACUUCAACAAGAAGCAAAUCGAGAGAGUAUUGGCUGUGGCUCGCAUCCAACCGGCAACAAACCAAAUUGAAUGCCAUCCCUAUUUGAAUCAGAGGAAAUUGAUGGACUUCUGCAAAUCUAAGAACAUUGUCAUAACUGCCUACAGUCCAUUGGGAUCACCAAACAGGCCAUGGGCAAAGCCUGGCGAUCCCGUUCUUAUGGAUGAUCCAAAAAUUGUUGCAAUUGCCAAGAAAUACAACAAGACACCAGCUCAGAUUUUGAUCCGUUAUCAAUUGAGACGUGGCAACAUUGUAAUCCCGAAAUCGGUAACCAAGGCACGCAUCGCCUCGAACUUUGAUGUCUUCGGAUUCGAUUUGACCGAUGAGGACGAGAAGACCAUUGACAGCUUCGACUGUAAUGGUCGUUUUGUUGCAAUUGAACAAGAGGCUGGUGCACAUCCACACUUUCCCUUCCACGAAGAAUAUUAAAGCUAAAGUGCUAAGGGAGUCCAUCCUCAUUAUCCUUUUGCUGAUGAAUUCUAGACC